AAGCUGUUUCAAAACUCCGUUUUCAACGGGGAUACUUGUAGUCAACUAAAUUCCUUGUAUUAGGACCUCAAUUCCGGUGUCAUUGGUGAAUGACCGAAAAUGUUUCACAGCAGGUUGUUUGUCAGGCUGCUUUUGCAGCAGGGUGGAGUCAGGCACUGCUAUACAGGAACAAGAAAGAACAUCUACAUCAACAAGAACACGAAGGUCAUCUGCCAGGGUUUCACAGGGAAGCAGGGAACGUUUCACAGUCAACAGUCUCUUGACUACGGCUCCCAGUUAGUUGGAGGCGUCUCCCCUGGCAAGGGCGGUAAGACGCACCUCGGGCUGCCAGUCUUCAACUCAGUCAAGGAGGCAAAGGAGGUAACAGGGGCAGCUGCCUCCGUUAUUUAUGUACCCCCUCCGUUCGCGGCAGCAGCCAUCAUCGAAGCCAUUGAUGCAGAGAUGCCCCUGGUGGUGUGCAUCACUGAGGGCAUCCCCCAGCAGGACAUGGUGAGAGUAAAACAUAAGCUCCUGCGCCAAAGCACCACUCGCCUCAUAGGCCCCAACUGCCCAGGAGUCAUCAAUCCUGGAGAAUGCAAAAUUGGAAUCAUGCCAGGCCAUAUUCACAAGAAAGGAAGAAUUGGCAUUGUGUCUAGAUCGGGGACCCUGACAUAUGAAGCUGUACACCAAACUACACAAGUCGGCCUGGGCCAGUCAGUCUGUGUUGGUAUUGGCGGGGAUCCAUUCAAUGGUACAAACUUCAUAGACUGUCUGGAGGUGUUCCUGCAGGAUCCCAAGACAGAGGGCAUCAUCCUUAUUGGAGAAAUCGGAGGCAGUGCAGAGGAGAAUGCUGCAGAGUACCUAAAACAGCACAACUCUGGUGCUAAUUCAAAGCCCGUAGUGUCCUUCAUCGCGGGGCUAACUGCUCCUCCCGGCCGUAGGAUGGGCCACGCAGGUGCCAUCAUUGCUGGGGGAAAGGGUGGAGCCAAAGAGAAGAUUGCAGCUCUGCAGUCAGCUGGAGUUAUCAUCAGCAUGUCCCCUGCCCAGCUGGGUAGCACUAUGUUCAAGGAGUUUGAGAAGAGGAAAAUGCUGUAAAAUGUGUGAGAAGGUGCUCGACCUUUUACCCGUUGCCCUAAAAGUGAGAUGAACAGCCUGAUUCUGGAGGUGGUUAUACCCUACAGUAACAGAGAUCAUUUGAGCUACAAUGUGCACAUACUCUGUUUAUAUUGUAAUUUAUACCAUGAACUUGUACCUUGCAAAGAAGGAAUAAAUCCUAGUGUCUUAAUGGUGUCCUAAAGAAGUUAUUGUAAACAGUUUAAAAACUAAACAGGUUUCCUCCACAACAAUGUCAACAGCUGAAGGAAGGAUACCAUGCUAACCUCAUCCUGCUGUGCUCAAGCUGUAAGACAUAUCCCAUCACUCAUUCCACUGGCUGUCCAUGUGAAUAAGAAACAUUUCUCCUAUCUUUUUUUUCCACUUUGUUGUGUCUUAUACAGUUGUUUUUUUCUUCACAUGGCACAUUUGAGAAACAGAUGUGGUCACUAUACGACAAGCUUGUCUGUCUCCACAUUUCUUGCAUGUUAAAGUAACAUAAGGAGCAUAAAACUUAGCAUAUGUAAGGGAACAGAACAGAAUAUGUGAUAUCAAAUGUUUCUAAGCUUUUCAGCACCAGCUGUGCUACUUCCACGUUGUCUGUACAGAUUCAAAUACGAAAUCAAAUGCCUUCAAGCUAAAUAUCAGAAUGUUAAGAGUUUCUGAAAACUGUUCUGGGUUAUAUAGUCUGUAAUUAUAGUAUUUGGUUUUAGUCAGGCUUCUAUAAUGUUAAGACUAUUAAGACGAGAAGCAGUAGACAGUCAAACAGUACUCAUUGGUCAUUUGGAGAGUCGUUUUAAGGCCAUCUCCUUUUUUUUUUUUAUUAAUGUCAUCUGGCAGAGUUUAAAGUGCUCUGCAAAAGAGGCAUAAUUUUAUGAUAGUUGUAAGGGGGUCAGGGGCACAAAUAUGUUUCUUGAAUGAACCGUGUGAACUUACUCUCUUUUAGCAAACUCUCUCGCUCUAAGAGAUUUUAUUCCCCUUCAUUAACUCUCUUUAUGGAAUGAAAGGAUGUACAAGCCUCAGAACAAAAUGCCAGAGAGGAUUAAAGGGUCCAGUGGAGAAGAGCUAUUGUGAUUGACUAAGGCUGGCAUGUUCCCAGCUUACUAGUCUGUUAGCAGUUAGGUUGGCAACUAUAGUAGUUCACUAACCAGUCCUGUGACUAGGCACUACAGCACUAAGCUACUACUAGAACUCAAUACUUGGGCUUCUUUUGGGCAAUAUAAUGAAUUUAAUUAUAUUAACUUGGACUUCUAUAAACCUAUAAAUAAAUCUAGAAAACACUGACAGGUAACUCUGGAAAUAAUUAUUAGUUACUAUUCUAAUUUAUCUUCCCAACAGUUCCACACUAUAGGAUAAUAUUUAAAAUGUUUUUUAAGUGUCUUUCAUAAAAAGUAUUGUUCUUGACAUUGCCUUAUUGGUUUCAUAGAGGGGAAAAAACUAGAGAGUUAAAAUGUAAAAUUACUACCGACAACUCACUUUAUGAACAUGCAGUCUGUGUGAAUAUUCAGUGGAAAGUUUCAGGUUAGACUCUAAUUAAGACAAACCUCCAAGUUCCACGGAAACAGUAUAGGUUAAAUUAACAUCUCAUUACUGUACACAAGGUGAAAUUAGACUGAGUGGAGGAAAAUGAAAGGGGAAGAUAAGGUUACAGUUGGUUCUGCUUCCACAGAAUCUUUUUAUAUUAACACACUAGGAACAAAAAAGUGUAAUGAAGCAUGUAAUGCCCUACACUGGACAUCUCUACAGCCUAUUCUUAUCUGCUUCACAGCAGUCAGCCAAGGCAGAUUAUUCUGUGUACACAUUGUUAACAAUUACUUUUUAAUCUGCAUUAGUGAAUUAACAUAAUGACUGACAGUGGAUCAGAAAACUUGUUUAUUUAUUGGCUCAGAAGUUCCGUCUUGUGCUGAAGUUGCCAAGCCUUAUUCUGCUUUGGUGUGUCUCAUAUAAGAUGUAAAAGAGGCCAAAGUUUGCCUUCUGGUGGUGCUUCACUGCUGUUUUUAGCUUUAUACAACUUUACUCUAAUUAAGGACAGAUUCAAAGUGAAAGUUUCUGUCAACCUGAAAAUAAACACUUUAAAUUGGUAGCAUUAAAGAACACCAUUGUUGAAGUUGCACAAAAUGAAGUUAGUUUGCUGCUGCACCAUGUGAAGUCAACCACAAGAUGUGCUUUUUACUUAGCAAGAGCCACACAAAGCAUGACAUCUUAAGAUUCAUU
This is a messenger RNA of Monopterus albus (swamp eel), 3285 nucleotides long. RefSeq names its product succinate-CoA ligase GDP/ADP-forming subunit alph (gene suclg1). Gene Ontology annotation, biological process: tricarboxylic acid cycle. The transcript has 9 exons. Bases 100 to 1074 code for a protein of 324 amino acids. The record is from RefSeq and is a predicted model, not a curated record. Gene Ontology annotation, molecular function: succinate-CoA ligase (ADP-forming) activity; succinate-CoA ligase (GDP-forming) activity. Lineage: Eukaryota; Metazoa; Chordata; Actinopteri; Synbranchiformes; Synbranchidae. Gene Ontology annotation, cellular component: mitochondrion; succinate-CoA ligase complex (ADP-forming).